AGCUUUGUUUGUUUGGCCCAAUCGAAGCCUCGUGUCGCCGCGGAGUCCAUCCACAGCCCCCUCAGCAGCCAUCCCCGCCCGCACACCCACCACCGCCGGCGGCGAGAUGAGGCCCGCGGCGGCAGCGGCCGCGUCCGUGCUGCAAGCGCCACGGCGAGCGCUCGGAGGGGCGUCGUUCGUCGCCGCGCGCUGUGGCUCCUCCUCCUCCUCUUCGGUCGCCGCCGCCGCCGCCACCGCGUACGAUCAUGUGUCGUUCGUCAAGGAAAUCGCUGUCACCGAUCCCCCGGAGCAUCUUAACUCUUUGUUGAAUGUGCUUCAGGCACGAGGUGAAAAGAUAGUUUCUCCUGGAGCUAAGAGAGGGCUCAUUCCACUUGUUGUUCCCCUGUCAGAAAGCCCGCAAGGUAACUUGACAUCCCUACUGAGAUGGCCAACUGCUCCAAGUGGGAUGGAGAUGCCUGUAGUGGAAGUGCGUAACCAUGGGCUAUGGCUUUUGGCUAAAAACGUCAACCAAUAUAUUCAUAGAAUACUUGUCGAGGCUGAUAGCAGGGCUGAUAGUGGUGAUGAUUUAUGGUCUGCUGUUCGAGAAGAUUUAUGGUCUGCUGUAGGGGAAGCUGGUGCAAACAUUUACAAAAGAGGUGAUUUCAAAGAAUCGCAGAUGGCAGAUCUUGAUGUCUAUUUGUUGAAGAAGGUUGGACUCUUUCCGGAUAUUCUAGAAAGGAAAGCAUCACGCCACCUAGAAAAAGGAGAUCAUGUUUCCGCUCUUAUUACUGGAGAAUUCUAUACUAGAGAUCAAUUUCCUGGAUUUGGAAGACCCUUUGUGUUCAACUCAGAAGUUCAGAAAAGAGUUGGACGUACAUCUGAGGCCAAAGAGUCAGCUCGAGUGGCUCUGAAGUCACCAUGGUGGACACUGGGCUGUAGAUAUGAAGAGGCAGCUGAAUUAGCUGGGUGGGAGGAUGAGCAGAUCGAGUUCAUAAGAGAGAAGGUAUCCGAGGAGGGCAAACAAGACGAUCUGAAGAAAGGAAAAGCACCAGAGCAGGUCUGUAACUACAAACCGUCUACCAUUCCAUCAUCGACGCCCAGUUGCUUCCCUGCACCUUGUCACAUGAGCUUCUCAAACAUGCAGGUGGUCCUUGACGAGGCGGCGUUUCUUAUGGAUCUAGCAACAGUUGACGGCAACUGGGACGAAGUCGUGGAUCGGAUCGCCGAUUGCUACAGAGAGGCUGGGAUCCACGACAUUGCGAAGUUCAUCGCUUACAGGGAGUAGAACACCUGCAGUUGUUCGUGUUCCCUACAAGCAUGAUGCUGCUCCGAGGAAUUUUACGGCACUCGGCUUCGGAGUUUGGACUGAGAAGUGUAGUGUAGGUUUAGCUUUUAUGGGCAAGAAGAAACUAUUCCAGAGUGGAUCUUGGCGUAUCUUUGUGGUCACGUCGCACGAGCGAAAAUAAUGUCCAGUUAUUCAAUUUCUUUUUGCCAUCUAUGUGUGUAUUCAUGAUUAAUAAUAUACGAAAUAAACCUCAAAUUGUUGCAA
Molecule: messenger RNA, 1528 nt
Organism: Hordeum vulgare subsp. vulgare (domesticated barley)
Lineage: Eukaryota; Viridiplantae; Streptophyta; Magnoliopsida; Poales; Poaceae
Product: protein IN CHLOROPLAST ATPASE BIOGENESIS, chloroplastic-like
Exons: 10
Coding region: 107-1264 (385 amino acids)
Source: RefSeq, a predicted model, not a curated record